AUGGUUUAUUUUUACGAAUCAAAACCAACGGAGUAUUCAAUACCCUACCAAAUUAUUACCGGUAGGGACAAAUUUGAAAACGACCUAUUAAUCAAAUGGAGUUACAAAGAGUUGAAUUAUGUUUGGUUUCAUGCUGAUAAGUAUUCGAGCGGCCAUAUUUAUCUAAAGCUACAUGAAAACGAAAAAACAAUCGAUGAUGUACCGCAAGAAGUAAUACAUGACUGCUUACAGCUAUGCAAAUCUGAAUCUAUUCAAGGAAAUAAAAUGCCUCAAUGCGCUAUCCUAAUAACUCCAUGGCACAACCUAAGAAAAAAUAAGGCUAUGAAUCCUGGUGAAGUAUCGUUUAAAUCUCUGAGGCAAUGCAGGAAAAUAGAAUGCGGAACAAGAGAUAACAAAACACUGAAUAGGUUAACCAAAACGAGGGUAGAACUAUUCGAUAAUGUAGAGGCCACACUUAAUGAGGCAAAGAAAACCAAAAAUGGUGACUUUUUUGUCAAACUUAUAGAGUCUAAUAGACAGAAUCUUAUUGGGGAAGAAAAGCAAAGGAAGUUAGCGAAAAAGAAUCAAAAGAAGAAGAGCAAACAACAUGACGACGGCUUUCUCGAUGAUAGUCCUUUAACAGCUUAA
Molecule: messenger RNA, 627 nt
Organism: Saccharomyces eubayanus
Lineage: Eukaryota; Fungi; Ascomycota; Saccharomycetes; Saccharomycetales; Saccharomycetaceae
Gene: JLP2
Product: Jlp2p
Exons: 1
Coding region: 1-627 (208 amino acids)
Source: RefSeq, a predicted model, not a curated record